Molecule: messenger RNA, 1344 nt
Organism: Rodentolepis nana
Lineage: Eukaryota; Metazoa; Platyhelminthes; Cestoda; Cyclophyllidea; Hymenolepididae
Source: the annotation of a GenBank genome assembly
ACUUCUACUUUUUUGGUAGAUACGGUUGGUUGUGGGACGGCAGAAGAGUGCUUCAGGAUCUGUGGAAAUCGCUACGGUUGCAGUGAUUGGGCCUAUCCAAAGCUCGUCAUGGGAAUAAUGCCUGACGGUCUUCGGGGCUUGAUGCUAGCGGUCAUGUUGGCAGCUUUGAUGUCCGAUUUGACCUCCAUAUUUAACUCUUCUAGCACACUUUUCACCGUGGACAUUUACACCUCCUUCCGACGAAAAGCGAGCAACAGAGAACUCAUGCUUGUCGGAAGACUUUUCGUACUUGUAAUGGUGGGCUUGAGCAUUAUUUGGGUCCCGGUUAUUCAAAGCAUGCAGGGAGGUCAACUCUAUAUCUACAUCCAGUCUAUUGCUGGCUUCCUUUCGCCACCAAUCGCAGCAGUCUAUGUAAUGGCUCUCAUGUGGAAGAGGAAUAAUGAACUGGGAGCAUUUACGGGUUUAAUCUACGGAUUUGUAAUCGGCAUUGUUCGAAUGAUUCUAAGCUUCAUCUACGCUGACCCCAUUUGCGGAGAACCAGAUAAUCGUCCGUGGAUUGUUGCAAAGGUGCAUUACAUGUAUUUCGCCAUGUUUUCCUUCUUCUCCACUGGCCUAGUAAUGUGUCUUGUAUCGCUAGCCUCUUAUCCACCAACAGAGGAGCAAAUCCGGGGUCUAACUUUCUGGACGAGAAAUGAGGUCCUGACACCGAAUGGGCAGUUGACGUUUGAUGAUGACGAUAAUAGUUUUGCCACUAAAAUUGACGGUGCAAUGCUUGAGGUUCGAUUUGGCGAUGAAAUCUCCCGCAGGGAUACUGAGGACGAGGAAGAAGAGAAAGUAGAUGGUGAGAAGAAUGGGCUCGCUAGCAAGAAAUUCAUCGUUGAAGAAUUAGAUACCACCGUUGAGAUUAUGGAGAAUGAUGCUGAGAAGGAGUCUAAAGAGGAUAUUUCAGUAAAAUCCACAAGAAGUCAUUGUUCACGUUGUUUGUAUAUCUCCGGGCAUGUUUGCCAGUGGUUCUGGGGUUUCAGUGAUGAUCCUUGUCCAUCGGACAUCAAGUGCUGCUGUGGCAAACUAUCUCUUCCACCAAAAUCAAACGCCCCGAUGACAACGGCUGAUGAGGCUCUCAACUUCAGUCCAAUUAGUCUUCAACAAAAUCGCAAUGUCAAAAUUGGACUUUUCAUCGGUUUGGUGUUUAUUGUGUCCAUCACUGUGUUCCUUUUCUGUUUCUUCUCGCUCUACUUUGGUUUGAUCACAAGAGGGCCUCUCCGAUUGAUCGGCAACUCGACUUCUAAAGUUAUUCUUGAAGCGGUUAAGAAACUGCAAGAUUAUAACAUGAUUGCUUAUUAA